AAACGUAACGUUCACUUCCGUGUGAAUGUCAUGAAUGAGUUUAACUUCCCUUUCAGCUCGCUGACUCCAUCUGAUUUCAGUUGGAGAGUUGAUAGCUGCUGCUUCUGUAAAGUCAGUUCAGAUGGAUUACACCGCCGCACAGAGCGGGUUCAGACAGCAGCAUAAUAUGCGUCUGAGGAACAGUUCUGUGGACAGGCCCGAUGGCAGCCAGUUGUUUGAUGACACAAGUGCAGCCGUGCCUGGACCUGAAGGAGCCUACAGAAAUCAGCAGGCUGGCCCUCAAGCAGCAGGACUCCCUGGUCACUCCUUCCUUUCAGACCCCAUGUCCAACCUGGCAGUGGCAUACGGCAGCUCACUGGCAUCCCAGGGGAGGGAAAUGGUGGACAAAAAUCUGGACAGGUUUAUUCCAAUAUCCAAGCUGAAAUACUACUUUGCUGUUGACACGGUGUACGUGGGAAAGAAGCUUGGGAUUUUAGUUUUCCCUUACAUGCACAAGAAUUGGGAGGUGAAUUACCAGCAGGACAUUCCUGUUGCCCCGCGCUUUGAUGUAAACGCUCCUGACCUUUACAUUCCUACUAUGGGCUUCAUCACAUACAUCCUGGUGGCUGGACUGGCUCUCGGCACACAGAACAGGUUUUCUCCAGAGCUUCUGGGAGUUCAGGCCAGCUCAGCAUUGGUGUGGUUGAUCAUGGAGGUCCUGGCGGUCCUGCUUUCACUUUACCUCGUCACCGUGAACACAGACCUCACCACCAUAGACCUUUUAGCCUUUUCAGGGUACAAAUAUGUUGGAAUGAUUGUAGGCAUAGUCUCAGGUCUUCUGUUUGGAAGGCCAGCUUAUUAUCUCUCUUUGAUGUGGUGUUGUGCUGCCAUCUUUGUCUUUAUGAUCCGCACGCUGCGUCUGAAGCUCUUAUCCGAGGCGGCGGCUGAAGGGAAGCUAGUAAGAGGAACCAGGAACCAACUGAGGAUGUACCUCACCAUGUCUAUCGCAGCGGCACAGCCCAUCUUCAUGUACUGGCUCACCUACCAUCUGAUCAGAUAAAAGCUUCAACGCUCACUUUUGUAGAAGAAACUCUGCUGCCUGCAUGACAUCCUCUCAGAAACAAAACCAAACUUUCCAUUAAGAACCACAUCGCUAAACACACUGAGCAGAACACGAGCUACCGAAGAGUAAAGAGGUGACCCCUCCUCGGAGCACAGCCACGUUGUUAGUUUUGCAUUUUUUAUAUUUAAAGUCUUUAGAUUUUGGAGCAAGAACAGGUGGCUUUAAUUUCUCUGCGUCCUUACUGGGUAAUUGCAUGUUAACUAUGUUUUAAUGAAUAUUUAUGUAUGUUUGUGAAUUGUUUAAGCUGUUAUGUUGCAGAUUUAGCUCUGGUCUGGUCAUCACAGGUGGUAUUUUUAAGCCAGCACAAGGAAAGCAAAUCAGUCUCACACAAACCUUUCUCUGAUAUCGUGAAGAAACUCAAAUUCAGGUGUUUAAUUGAUCUGCUGCUUACAAAAGUCACAUGAAACAUUUAGGCAAAGCUGAAUGUUUCAUGUGACUUUUUCUUUCGCCUGUUUAAUGAGAGAUGUCAGGCUCUGGGGAGAAAGAUUUGCUGGAAGGAAAACAUUUAGUUGCAAAAUCAAGUUUACUGCUCAGUAAAUGUAAUUUAAUAUCAGAUAUUGUCGUUUUGAUGUUUGCGAUAUUAAGUCUUAUUUCCAACCAGGGUAUAUUUCAGAUUGGCGUAAACGAUUUCAGGAAACGUUCUUUGCUAAUGAGCUCUUGAAAGUGCUACUGAAGCUAUGUUUGAUGAACACUUAUUUAAAUAGAAAGCAUUUAGUCUAGAAACCACGGGUUAUUUUACCACUAUACACAGCUUUGAUGCUGAAUUGAAGUCGAUGUUUACUGAAAGUGAUGAAAUGAAGCCACUGAAACAUUUGACUGAUAAAGUGACUCGUGUCAAAAUUUGCUUGUUUACUAAAAUGUUUGUAGCUGAAUUUGUAUCACAAAAACAGAAUUACUCUGACUGCAAAGAAGAAAUAAGACAUUUAUCUGUAAAACAAAACAUAAUUCACACACACAACCAGGUUGGACAUGUUUCAACUCUUUUCUUUUUAUUUUUUUCAAAAUAAAGAACUGUAAGACGUU
Messenger RNA from Girardinichthys multiradiatus, 2125 nucleotides. RefSeq names its product Yip1 interacting factor homolog B (S. cerevisiae) (gene yif1b). Gene Ontology annotation, biological process: endoplasmic reticulum to Golgi vesicle-mediated transport. NCBI's taxonomy places the organism in Eukaryota, Metazoa, Chordata, Actinopteri, Cyprinodontiformes, Goodeidae. The transcript has 8 exons. The record is from RefSeq and is a predicted model, not a curated record. The coding region runs from base 122 to 1039 and encodes 305 amino acids. Gene Ontology annotation, cellular component: endoplasmic reticulum-Golgi intermediate compartment; endoplasmic reticulum membrane; COPII-coated ER to Golgi transport vesicle.